Messenger RNA from Panicum hallii, 2621 nucleotides. RefSeq names its product probable methyltransferase PMT23. The transcript is spliced from 8 exons. The record is from RefSeq and is a predicted model, not a curated record. Gene Ontology annotation, cellular component: trans-Golgi network; endosome; cytoplasm. Bases 126 to 2231 code for a protein of 701 amino acids. Gene Ontology annotation, molecular function: methyltransferase activity. NCBI's taxonomy places the organism in Eukaryota, Viridiplantae, Streptophyta, Magnoliopsida, Poales, Poaceae.
GGCCUGCACCGCGCGCAGAGCCCACACUUCCGCGCGCUUCCUCCUUCCCCGGCCGCGGCAGCCGCCGCCUUCGAGUUCUCUCCCCUUCCCCAACCCCUGUUCCCGAUUCCCACACCACAGGAGGAAUGGCGAUCUCCGCCCUCUCCUUCCUCUCCGAUCGCAAGCGCCCAAUCGUCGUCGCGGUCAUCCUCUUCAUCGUCCUAUCCUCCCUAUUCCUCCUCUUCAACCCCACGCCUUCCGCGCUCCCGUUCUUCUCCUCCCCCUCCUCGCACCUCUCCUCCUCCGAGACCUCGAUUCCCGUCUACUCUAACGCAUCUGCACCCGAAGCCCCGACCUCUGUUGCCUCCAACGGAGUCAGCAGCAGCAGCACUACUGCCGAUCCAGUUCCCGUCUCUGCUGACGCGUCACCGCCAGUAACCGGUACCGCCGUCGCGUCGGACGGGGUCGGCGACAGCACCACCGACCCGCCUCGGCCAGACGCCACCGCCGACCCCGGGGACGCUGCGGCCGAUGUGCCCCAACCAGAUCACGGCACGUCACCUGCCGCGGCUGAAGAGAGUGGAUCGGCUGGCAACAAUGAGACUGCCGCGGGAGUCUCGGCCGAGCGGGAUGCGGAGGGGCAAGGCGGCGGCGCGGUGGAGGAGCCGGUGGAGCUGCCGUCGUGGGAGCUCUGCGAGGUGGGGAAAGGGGUGGUGGCCGCGGACUACAUCCCCUGCCUCGACAACGUGAAGGCGAUCAAGGCGCUCAAGUCGCUGCGGCACAUGGAGCACCGGGAGCGGCACUGCCCGAAGCCGAGGCCGAGGUGUCUGGUGCCGCUGCCCGAGAGGUACCGGCGUCCGGUGCCGUGGCCGCGCAGCCGUGACAUGAUUUGGUAUAACAAUGUUCCUCACCCAAAGCUAGUUGAAUACAAGAAGGACCAGAACUGGGUCAGGAAAUCUGGUAACUAUUUUGUUUUUCCCGGAGGUGGGACUCAAUUUAAAAAUGGUGUGACCGCAUACAUUCGAUUCAUUGAACAGAUUUUGCCAAACAUUCAUUGGGGAAUCCAUACAAGAACUGUCCUGGAUGUUGGAUGUGGUGUUGCCAGCUUUGGUGGAUACUUGCUUGACAGGAAUGUCAUUACCAUGUCUUUUGCACCCAAAGAUGAGCAUGAAGCUCAGAUACAGUUUGCACUGGAGCGUGGGAUUCCUGCUUUUUUGGCAGUGAUUGGAACACAAAAGCUUCCCUUCCCUGAUAAUUCAUUUGAUGUGAUCCACUGUGCAAGGUGUAGGGUCCACUGGUAUGCUGAUGGUGGAAAACCACUGUUGGAGCUCAAUAGAGUACUCAGGCCUGGAGGAUACUACAUUUGGUCUGCAACUCCUGUCUAUCGCAAAGAACAAAGAGAUAAAGAUGAUUGGAAUGCGAUGAUUGCUCUGACCAAAUCGAUCUGCUGGAGGACAGUGGUCAGGUCUCGGGAUAUCAAUAAGAUCGGAGUUGUUAUAUACCAAAAACCGACAUCAAAUUCAUGCUACCAUAAGAGAAAAAACAACGAACCACCUCUGUGCUCUGAGAGUGAUAGAUCACGUUCUCCUUGGUACACACCUCUCGAUAGUUGCCUGUUUCCUGCUGUUUCAAGUUCAGGUGGAGGAAAUAGCUGGCCCAUUUCAUGGCCUGAAAGACUUAGCAUGAAGCAUUCAACUUCAUCUAAGAACUCUUCCAUUCAGUUUUCUCAAGAAAAAAUUGAUUCUGAUGCAAACCAUUGGAAGGACCUUAUUUCAGAAGUGUAUCUCAAUGAAUUUGCAGUUAAUUGGUCUAGCGUUCGCAAUGUUAUGGACAUGAAUGCUGGUUUUGGAGGAUUUGCAGCAUCACUUAUUCGGCAACCAUUAUGGGUUAUGAAUGUUGUACCUUUUGAUCAGCCAGAUACAUUGCCCAUUAUUUUUAACAGAGGUUUGAUUGGGGUAUAUCAUGACUGGUGUGAAUCUUUUAAUACAUACCCACGAACUUACGAUCUUCUUCACAUGAGUUAUCUACUAGGAUCCCUUACAGAAAGGUGCCAUAUCACUGAAGUAGCAGCGGAAAUCGACAGAAUACUUAGACCUGGUAGAUGGUUUGUGCUCCAAGACACUAUAGAAGUGAUAAGAAAGAUGGAUACUCUUCUUCGUUCUCUGCACUACAAAACUAGGAUUAUCAAACAGCAGUUUCUUGUUGCCACCAAGGGUUUCUGGCGCCCUGCCAAUACAGGUCCUCACUCAUGAUGAUUGCUCUUCCACGCCAGAUGGAGCCAUGGACUCAUGGGUACAUCCAAAGUUGUGUUGAUUAUUCUGAUUCUUAUUACAUUGGUUCUUCUCAUAGCAUAGAUGAUUAGAGGACACACUGUAGCCCCAUGUCAAGGUGAGUUUCAGAGUUCCAGUUUUCCCUGCUUUGUUUCACUAUUUUUUAAAAAUGUUUUGGCCAUGUGAAUUUCUGUUUGGUACUGCAAACAGGUUGAAUCAUCAGUUAGUGCUAACAAGUCUAUUAGGUAAUUCUAGAAGCAUUUUUUUUAAUAUUUAUAGCUAUAAACUGGAACAAUAUGCCAUCAGUAUUUUGUAUAUUUAGCUAUACAAUUCUUGUCUUCUUGCAAAAUAACAAUUAUGGGUUUUGAAUUA